AUGUGGUCCCGUCUCUGGCAAACCCACCCAACGACCACGGAUGGCGGGGAAGGGGGGGGCACGGCGAACGCGCGGGAGAACCCAACCGGCCUCGCGGAGCUCUGGGUGCAGUUCCUUCUGAAGGAAAGCGAGAUCGACCGCGCGGAGCGCGAGGGGGAAGGGACCACGCCGGAAACCCAAAAGGAAUCCGAAAUCACGAACCCGGAUCGCCCAAGCUCGAGUCGAGAGGGAGUUGCAAUGGAUCACGCCAAGACGCCCGUGCAGCUCGAGCGUUCGGAACUCCCGUGA
This is a messenger RNA of Phytomonas sp. EM1, 288 nucleotides long. NCBI's taxonomy places the organism in Eukaryota, Euglenozoa, Kinetoplastea, Trypanosomatida, Trypanosomatidae. The record is from the annotation of a GenBank genome assembly.